AUGGAGAUUAUGAGGACCUCUCAGUUGCUUCACCUGUUCCUUGCUCCUAUUGUGUUUUCUUUACUUUCACUCUUCCCCUGCCCUGCGUCUGCCAGCACAGGGUCUGACUAUGACUAUGGAGCACACCCACGCUUUGUUUGCACCCCUAUCCCCGUGGAUGCAGAUCCUGCCUGCUUCCCCACAGGGAGUCCAGGCGUAGGGGCGGCAGGGCCCAGCGGGCCAGGCCAUCAAAGUGCACCUCCUGCUGGCUGGUGGGGGGCGAGCGAAGAGGCCAAAGCCACCAUCCUCCACCUGAGGGAGAGCCUCGUUCAGCAGAAAGAGACCAUCCUGGACCAGAGGGAGACCAUCAGGGAGCUGACGGCCAAGCUCACCCUGUGCGAGGGCCUCGGACGAGAUGCGACGCCUCACACCGACCACCACGGCACAGGCUCGCACUCUCAUCACGCAUCAGUGGCUGGCCAUCACACGUACAAUGACAACGGGCACUAUAGCAACCACCAGGGUCACCAUGGAAACCUCAUCCCAGACUCACCGCACUACCCCUCUGUAGGGGGGCAACGAUCUGAUGGAGGGUACAGCAGCAACCAUCAGGCGAAGGAUAAACAUGUGACGCCAGGGGAGAUCACAUCCUCACCAGAGCAGAUGGAGAGGAUGCUGCAUGCGCUGAAGGAGAGGCUGGACAACCUGCAGAAGAGGAACACAUCCAUCGCCUACUCCAGCUCUCUGAAGGAGCUGCUUCAGAGGAAGAUCACCGCUCUGGAGCAGCAGCUGCACCAUCACACCUCCGCCCUCAGCAGCCCGGACCACCACGAUGACGACAGCAGCCACAGAGAUGACGGAGACCAUCACGACGACGACCAUCACGAUGAUGAUCACCACGAUGACGGACACCCGAAUGACCACAAGGACGACCACAAUGAUGGCAGCCACAGCGACAGCCACACCGACCAUCAUGAUGACAGACACAAUGAUGACCAUCAUGAUGUGGAUGGUGACCAUGACGACCACCAUGACAGUCACCACGAAGAUCAUGAUGAUGAUGAUGAUGAUCAUUACGAUCAUGAUGAUCACCACAGUAACGAAGCAGACAGUCACAGUUACCUGUCACACACAGGAUACAGAGAACCAGGGCCACGGACUGGUUUCCACUCAAAUAAACUGGAGUCAGUGCUCAACCAGCUGCACCUCGCAGGUUCCAGGAAGAAAUUCAAGAGUCCCGAUGCCUUCCAGAUCAGCUUCCCCAUAAGGACCAACUACAUGUAUGGGCGGAUGAAGAGGACGCUGAUGCAGGAGAUCUUUGCUCUGACUUUGUGUCUUUGGAUCAAGGCAGGUGUUGGGCCCGUCCUGGGGACACCUUUUUCUUACUCUGCACCUGGACAGGCUAAUGAACUGGUGCUCAUCGAGUGGGGGAGCAACCCCAUGGAGCUGCUGAUAGACGACAAGGCUGCAACGCUGCCCCUGUCUCUGGGUGACGGGAAGUGGCACCACGUGUGUGUGACCUGGUCAACAAGAGACGGACAGUGGGAGGCCUACCAGGAUGGAGUGCAGAGGGGGUCUGGGAUAAAUCUUUCCCCCUGGCACCCUAUCAAACCUGGAGGUGUCUUCAUCCUGGGACAGGAACAGGACACUCUGGGAGGUCGUUUCGAUGCCACUCAGUCGUUUGUGGGCGAGAUGUCCGACCUGCACAUGUGGUCACAUGUCCUGACUCCCAGUGACAUCUACAGCCUGGCGUCCUGCGGCAGCCACCUCAGAGGAGACAUCCUCGCCUGGUCUGAGUCAGAGGUGGAGCUUCGUGGAGGUGUCGCCAAAUACCCCUUUGACCCCUGCCACUAAGAGGCUGGAGAAGAAUGCUGAGAA
Epinephelus fuscoguttatus (brown-marbled grouper) is the source of this 1857-nucleotide messenger RNA. Its product is annotated as neuronal pentraxin-1. The record is from RefSeq and is a predicted model, not a curated record. NCBI's taxonomy places the organism in Eukaryota, Metazoa, Chordata, Actinopteri, Perciformes, Serranidae. The transcript is spliced from 5 exons. Bases 1 to 1833 code for a protein of 610 amino acids.